GCCGACAAUGGAGCACAUCGCACUGCUUCCCCACCUCCACCUCCGCCAUUUUGUCAUGAGUCGGCCCGGCCCCGCCUCCUCGGUGAGUGACAGGUGGUCUGCCGGGCGCCACCCGCGAUUUGCGGCGCCUUCCCUGCUCUCGGUGCGGCGGCGGCGGCGGUUGAUCGUUAUGAGUAAACUUUCAAACUUCUUCAGGGGCGGCUCGAGUUCCUCGGGGUCGUCCCGCUCCAGGAAGUCGGGCCCGAGUCCGCAGGAGGCCUUGAAACGUCUCCGGGAGACCGAGGAGAUGUUGACCAAGAAACAGGAGUACUUGGAGAACAGGAUUGGGAAAGAGUUGGAGAUCGUCCGGAAAAAUGGCACCAAGAACAAGCGAGUUUCCCUACAAGCACUGAAACGGAAGAAGAGGUUGGAAAAGCAGUUGGCACAGAUCGAUGGAACACUCUCCACAAUUGAAUUCCAGCGAGAAGCAUUAGAAAAUGCAAAUACAAAUACGGAAGUAUUGAAAUCUAUGGGCUAUGCUGCAAAGGCCAUGAAAGCUGCUCAUGAGCACAUGGAUUUGGAUAAAAUUGAUGAGAUGAUGCAAAAUAUCACGGAACAGCAGGAAGUAGCACAAGAAAUUUCCGAUGCAAUAUCCCGACCAGCUGCGUUUGGGUCAGAAUUUGAUGAGGAUGAAUUGCUGGCAGAAUUAGAGGAGUUGGAACAGGAAGAAUUAAAUAAGAGAGUGAUUAAAGGACUGCCAAAAGUUCCAACCACCAAUCUUCCAUCCAGACAAGCUACAACUAAAAAGAAAACACGUGAUGAAGAUGCAAGUAUAAAGCAUUUGACUGCCUGGGCAUCGUAAAACUGACGACAAGAACCAGUUAUACUAAGUAACAUUUAGAUGACUUUGUAUUUACAGGUGUGAUGGUAAAGUGUAUUGCCACACGUUAUGUAUAGUUAGGGGCAUCUGAGGUGUGGCAGGCUCUCUAUUCACACAGAAUUCUCAUCAGAGACAGUAAAUCAUCCACUUUUUGUGCAUUAGCAUACACUUAGUCUGACUUGAACCACAUGGUGAUUAGUUUUGGAAAAUAUUCAAAUUCUAAAACUUUGUACACUGAACAUAAAAUUAGAGAAUUUCAGCUACUGAGUUAUCUUGUUGUGUCUUUAACUCUAUGGAAUAUUUUGAGCAAAGAACUGAUGAAAGCCUGAAAUUUUAUAAUAACCUCAUUUAAUACAAAAACAUUUUUAAAAGAUCACAACUAAAAUUUGACAGUUGAUUUGAAAUGAACCUGACUUCAUUCUAGUAUUCCUUGGCUUAUAUUUUGUCCUGAAAUUUAUAGGACUACAAGGUAGGCUAUUUCUUAUGAGAUGUUAUUUUUGUAACAAAGCAGAUAUUUUAUAAUUAGAAUCUCACUACCCCUAUACUUGCUGUCAUAUUUGAAAGCACAAAAGUUAAAAUUUCAGUUACUACUUCAUGAUUGAUCCUCCUUCAGUUAAAUUUUGGCUUUAACUUUAUUUACAAUCAAUAGCACCAUUUUUAAUACUAACUUGUAAUUCAUUUAGCUAUUAUGGGUUACCAAACCAAGACAAACAGUUAGUGAGCACUUUGUUUUCUUCUCCCUGUAGCUUCUUAUUCCUGUUGGCCCAGUAUUUGAUGUUGCACUGUUAAGUCAGCAAGUUGCCUUCUCUAUUCUGCCCAGUUAAUUGGAUUCCAAUUCUUUUCCCCAAUAUGCUUUGGUCAUGACAGCCCAGCUGCAAUUUUUUAAUGAAUAUAAGCAGUUUUGAUAUCACUGUUCUUCCUGCCUACAGAAACAGUUCAUCUAUCAAUUGAUUGCAAUCCUUGACCUAUCAUGCCCUGGUUGUUACAGCAAAUUGCCUAUAUUUGACAAUUUGUUACUGUAGUAAAUUACUUAUCACUUUGCUGUAGAGUUUCUGAUUAACCAUAUUUCUCUUUCUAAUGGCAAUUUAAAUUUUUUUUUGUUUUAGGAUUUAUUUCUGUGCUAUUAUAGUGUUCUUGUAUAUCUGUGGCCUGUCUUACUUCAGUUGCUGUUAAUCUUGUUACUGAGGACUUAUUCACACUCUUUAAUUCAUGCCUGACCUAAUUGCAAGUUGUUAAUCAAUCUGUUCUGAUUGGAAAGGUCUGAAAGAAGCUGUUAUAAUCUUUUGUACCGACUAGUGAAAACAGGUCAUUCCCUUUUGGGACUACAUGACAUAACGCUAUCAACUUCUGGUCAUAGUUAGAAGAAACAUUUUCUUUGAACUGCACAAUAACUUGCUGCUGAUACCUGCAUUUUUACAGCCUAUCCCUUCAUUCCUCUAGUAGGACAUGCAGGACUAGCCCCCCACCCCCAGAAAGUUUAUUUUCAGAUCCCCUUUCUUAGUCUAUUUGAAAACUAAAUUAUUGAAUGGCUAGCAACAAACAUGAGAUAAUGGAUAGUUAAUAGAACUCACAAGGGAGAGAUUGAAAUGUUCAUCUUUUCUUGAGCUCCUUUAUAAAAGAUGGAAGAGUUGCCAAAAGCUGCUGUUUUACAACUCCUAUCAGUACGUUCUGCCACCUGGAAAUUGGGUUUUUAUAUUUGGAAGAGAAGGAAAAGGAAAGUAAAAGCAAAGGGAUGUUUACAUUUCAGAAGAGAAAGAAAAAGAAAAAGUAAAAAUCAUCCAGAAAAUGAAAGGGGUGAGGGCAUGUUACACAUUGCUUAUGAGAAACAAUACAGAAAUAAUAUAUUUUAAAAAAAAUUAUUACCAAACCUAUAUGAAAUUUACAGCUGAAUGUUUUCAGAGUAAAAAUACAAACCCCCACCAUCUCACAAAAAAUACACAAGAACACCAUAAAAUCAUAUUGCUAAAUUAUUUCAGAAAUACGGCAGCUUUUGUGAACUUCAUUAAACCGUGUUCCACCUAGGCAACAUCCUUGUGAAUCUUUUCUGCACCUCUUUGGCUUAAUCACAUUCUUCCUGUAAUGUGAUCAGAACUGCACACAAUACUUCAGUGCAGUUUAAUCAACAUUUUGUACAACUGUAACAUGACCCAACUGUGCUUUCCUCCCCACCCUGUCUACCUAUGUUCCCAUUUUUGAGGAACUCCCAUGUCUCUCUUUUUAAGAGCGCUCACCAGGGCCCUGCCAUUUACUGUGCAUGUCCUACCCUGGUUUAACUUGCCUAAAUGCAUCACUUUGCACUUGCCUGAGUUAAAUUCCAUUUACCAUCCCUUGCCCACUUUCCCAGUUGAUCAAAAUCCAGUUGUAACCCUAGAUAACCUUCUUCAUAACAGUGAAGAAGGUUAUUUGAGGUUACAACAGGAUACUUUUGUGUAAACUUACUAAUUGUGACACAUUUUCAUCCAUAUCUUUAACACAUAUGACAACAACAGAAGACGUGGCACCAAUCCCUGCGGCACACCACUGGUCACAGGCUUCCAAUAUGAAAAGCGGGCCUCCACUACCACCCUUUGCCUCCUACCACCAAGACAAUCUUGUAUUUAGUUUGCUAACUCACCCUUGAUCCCUUGUGUUCUAACCUUCUGGACUAGCGUACCAUGCAGGAACUUGUCACAGGCCUUCCUAAAGACCAUGUAGACAACAUCUACUGCCCUGCCCUCAUCAAUUCUCUUUGUCACCUCUUCAAAAAAAACUUGGUCAAAUCCAUGACACACAAUUCCUAUACAUAAAGCUAUGCUGACUAUCCCUAAUUACUCCUUGCCUUUCCAAGUGCAAAUAAAUCCUGUCCCUUAGAAUCCUUUCCAAUAACUUUCCCACCACUGAUGUAAAGCUCACUGGCCUGUAAUUCCCCAGCUUAUCCUUUAUGCCCUUUUUAAAUAAAGGCACAACAGCAGCUACCCUCCAGACUUUCAGUGCCUGUGGCUAACAAAGGUACAUAAAUUUCUGCCAAGGCCCCAGCAAUCUCCUCUCUUGCUCCCCAUAACAUCCUAGGAUACACCUAGUCAGGCCCUGGGGAUUUGUCAAUAUUAUGCAUUUCAAGGCCCAAUGUUGCAGGUUUUGAGUUUGUGUUCCACGUGGAGGUGAACUGCUUCAUUUGUUGUUCCAAGGUAAACUGGCCAGUACCUGGAUCUAGAUUAUAUAAAGUUGGGUGAAAAUCAGAACUUAUUUCACAUUAGAAGCAGAAUGGCUGUGCAGAAAAUUCAUGCCAUGGCUUACCAUGAAAAUUUACAUGAAACUUUUCUUUGAACUUGAAUUGUUUUUUGUAUCACAAGAAUUUGAUUUAAUUAAUACUUAAAAAGAUUGAAUAUGUUGUUUAUUCUGAUUAGGUUGUUCUUGUUAAACUACUUGAUUCUUUUAGUCAAAGUAUAAUUUAAAACCAGGGAGAAAAAAUCAGAUUUGCGGAGGUCUAAAUUAUUUUCAUGUUAUUAGUAAAUCUGCAUAAGCACAAGAGAUUUUCUGUUUCUGUUAAGAUGCAAUCAAGCAAUUAAAUCUGUUAUUUAAAAAUGGUUUUAUUUUACUUGAUUAUAUAUGCCUGCAUAGUUUACUACAGAGGACAUAGUUUCCAAAAAGACUAAUCUAAGUAGAAUCUGUGUAUAUAUUGAUUGUUCAUUGAAGCUAAAUGCACACAUUUGGGAAAAUACAGAAAUGUAUUUUGUAAAUAAAAGUACUUAAUCUCUAAAGCCUUUGAAUUGAAUAAUGUAACAGAUGAUUUUUGGAAAAUAAAUCAUUUC
Pristis pectinata (smalltooth sawfish) is the source of this 4647-nucleotide messenger RNA. Its product is annotated as charged multivesicular body protein 4c-like. The record is from RefSeq and is a predicted model, not a curated record. The transcript is spliced from 5 exons. Gene Ontology annotation, biological process: vesicle budding from membrane; late endosome to vacuole transport via multivesicular body sorting pathway. NCBI's taxonomy places the organism in Eukaryota, Metazoa, Chordata, Chondrichthyes, Rhinopristiformes, Pristidae. The coding region runs from base 8 to 841 and encodes 277 amino acids. Gene Ontology annotation, cellular component: cytoplasmic side of plasma membrane; multivesicular body; ESCRT III complex.